This is a messenger RNA of Macrosiphum euphorbiae (potato aphid), 1194 nucleotides long. The record is from the annotation of a GenBank genome assembly. Lineage: Eukaryota; Metazoa; Arthropoda; Insecta; Hemiptera; Aphididae.
AUGAAUGCUUUUAUAGUAACCUUAAGGCCAAUUUUAAUGCUAUGUAAGAUUGUAGGCAUAAUCAACACAUCGUAUUAUUUUGAAUCGAAUGGCUUAUUGGUCAAAAAUACAAACUCUAAGUGUCGCUUACUUUUUGAAUUUUCAAAAACAGUUAUAAUGUUAAUAUUUACUUACUAUAAUCUUAAAAAAUUAAGUUUUCUCGAUUCAUUGAUUUUAUAUAAAUUUUGGACCGCCAUUAUUACAUCUAGAAUAUCAGAAACCUGGAUCAUUAAGUUGAUUAAUGGCAUCAUCGAAUUCGAUCAAAACCUAACAUCUCUCCCAACGUACUUACAAACUUACCGUCGUCAGUAUGAUAAAAAAUGUUUGAAUAUAAUCUUUAUUUGUGCGUUUUUGUAUUACACAGUAAUAACGUUAUUGUUAAUGUAUUUAUAUCCUAUAAAAAGAAUGGAUAUCAAUGUUAUUUUCAUAUAUUUUGUUCGUAUAUCUUUCAUCGUGGACUUUACAGUAAUUGUUUCUUCAUACUUUUACUUACACAACUUGCAGUAUAGAUUCGAAAUAUUGAACGAUAUCUGGAAAUUUCUUCCAGCUGGGCUGUUGGCUGUUCCCGGUGAAUGUUCACAUUAUGAUAUAGCGAUGAUGGUGGACCACAUACGAUUGUUACACGCUCAACUGUCUGACAUAUUAAGAGUAUUCAGUUUGGGUUACGGACAAAUGCUCUUGGGUUACUUUGUAUUCAGCUACAUUAAUAUGUUGGUUUUUUUCUUUUUUACAUUUUACUUUAAAUAUCCAACAUCUUCAGAAAAUAAUGAUAUGAAUAUGAUCCUGAAAAAAACUGCGCCAUUUGUCUAUAAUUUACAAAAUAUAAUUUGUACAAUGUCCAUCAUUACUGCGGCCGCACGAGUACACGAUAAGAAACGACAAAUAAUAUCUUAUCUACGGUUAACCAGGAUUUCAAAUUUAUCGAUUCCUUUAAAAAUCCAGAUUAAAAUGUUUAUGAAUCAAGUAUCAAUUUUUGAAUCAACUGAAAUAACCGCCUAUGGAAUUUUCAGUAUUAAUUUGAAUCUAGUUAUAUCAAUACUAAUAUUACUUAUAUCUGGAAUAACAACAUUGAUACAAAUGAAUGAACACCCGUUUAUAUGGCAAACAAUUAAUUCUAUACUGAAUUUCUAUAAAAAAUUGAAUGUAUCGAAUUAG